AUGAAGGUCAUUUUAAUCAUCACUAUAAUCGCUUCGUUAACGGCGGCUACGAGCCUAGGAGGGCAUGGUUUCAUUGGAUACGGUAUAUCUAUAUACGAUCCGAUCUGCGCCUAUGCCUGCCGCAAUGUUAUAAGCUUUAUGACUUCGGACGAUUGCUACGCAACAGAUGAUAGUUUCCUUCGCAGUUUUGCCUAUUGUAUCAGUACUCACUGCUUUGAUACUCCUCUCUCUGAUCUUGAACAUUACUGGACCAACUUCCUCAUAGGCCGUAAGCCUGGCCAGACUAGCCCAAAGGAAUCGUACUCUAUUACUCUAACCCAUAUUGAUCCGCCGCCGGCCGUCGUGGUCAACCCUACGUCGAUGCUAAGCCAAACUACACUAGUUGCUGAGGAAGACUAUUUAAGCGAAUAUGAUCAUGUCUUCUCUUUCCAGCAGGUAGAAACUAGGCAGACAGAGUUUGGGAUUCAAUGUGUUGCUAAUCAUAUGGGGAUAUUGAGCUUUGCUAACUUUGCGCUCCUUGUGCUGUAUGCAGGCCGAAAUAAUAUACUCUUGUCUAUUACUGACUGGUCUUACUCAACGUUCCUCCUUCUUCAUCGCUGGGUCGCAAUCAUCUGCACGCUCGAAGCAUGCAUGCAUGCCUCUAUAUAUUUAAAUGCAUACAUCGCCUUUGGCACAUUUGCUGCCGAGAGCAAGAAGACUUAUUGGAUAUGGGGAAUCGUGGCGGUUUCAUUAAUGACCAUUUUACUUCCCACGAGCUCACUUCCUUUACGUCGGAAGUUCUAUAGCCUCUUCCUCACUUCCCAUUUCAUCUUCGCUUUGAUAGCUUUGAUCGGCUGCUACUUCCACGUUUAUCACCGAUACAUGAACCAGCGGGGGUACGAGACGUGGGUGUAUAUCGCCUUAGCUUUCUGGGCUUUUGAUAGAUUUAUGCGCUUUGUUCGACUCGCACGUAAUGGAGUAAGAAAAGCCGAAGUCAGUAUUGUAGACGAUGAUUACAUCCGCCUCGAUAUUCCAAACAUUACCGGACAAGGCCAUGCAUAUCUGCACUUCCCUACCCUCACUUGGCUCGCAUGGGAGAAUCAUCCGUUCUCCGUGCUAGGAACUAUGAUGGCCGAUGAAAUACAAAAAGCAUCGAGUGUGGCCACGGCCGGCGAAGACACUAGCAUGCCUUCAGGUGAUAUAGAGAAAGCACCAGCUCAAAGGCCCAUCGCUUCCACCACUGAUGCCGUCGAUUCGGACGGUUCAACCUCCCCGCAGACCACGAGCCAAUUGUUCAGGCCAGGCUUAACGUUCUUUAUUAAUACUGCCGGAAAAGGUCUGACUGCCGCUCUCCGUAAAAAGAAGACAUUGCCCGUUCUGGUCGAGGCCUCUUACGCCGCCACGUCGCUCGACGAACUCCGUAUGGUCCCAAAUUGCAUCCUCAUUGCCGGGGGUGUAGGAAUCUCUGCCAUGGUCCCAAUUCUCCGUAUCCGUACCGGCCGUAUGCGUCUUUUUUGGGGUAUGAGGAAUAAGUCGCUAGCUGAGGCGGUGACGACUUUCUUAGGCCCAGAUAUCCUUGUACCAAAUAUAAUAGGGGAAAUUGCGGCCGGAAGACGAUUAAAUCUACGGGCAAUUCUAGGGCGCGAGGUCGUCGGGGACGGCGAGACAGCCGUCGUCGUUUGUGGGCCAAACAGCAUGGCGGAUGAGACACGAGCUAUUGUCUCUGAGCUUGGAAGAAAAAGCCGAGUGGUGAAGUUAGUUGAUGAGGCGUUUAGUUGGUGA
Messenger RNA from Daldinia decipiens, 1761 nucleotides. Its product is annotated as putative rerric reductase like transmembrane component. The record is from RefSeq and is a predicted model, not a curated record. The transcript has 4 exons. Gene Ontology annotation, biological process: copper ion import; intracellular iron ion homeostasis; iron ion transport. Gene Ontology annotation, molecular function: ferric-chelate reductase activity. Bases 1 to 1761 code for a protein of 586 amino acids. NCBI's taxonomy places the organism in Eukaryota, Fungi, Ascomycota, Sordariomycetes, Xylariales, Hypoxylaceae. Gene Ontology annotation, cellular component: plasma membrane.